Lathyrus sativus (Indian pea) is the source of this 999-nucleotide messenger RNA. NCBI's taxonomy places the organism in Eukaryota, Viridiplantae, Streptophyta, Magnoliopsida, Fabales, Fabaceae. The record is from the annotation of a GenBank genome assembly.
AUGAUACAAAUAUUAAGGUGGCUAUUGAAGCCUAAACUCUAUUCAAAAUGUAUAUAUUACGUGAAGUGUAUAAAGACGCGGUUAGAGACAAUACAAAAGAAGAGAAGAUUUGUUCAUAAGUUUACGAAGAGUGAUAUCGCAGAACUUCUUAAGAGAGGACGUGAUUAUGAUGCAUAUAAAAGGACCGAAUGGCUUCUUUUCGAAGAAAGAAUGUUAUCGUGCUAUGAAUUUAUCGAGAAGUUUAUUGAUUGCAUAUCAGAUCAUCUUGAAGAUUUAAUUAAGCAAAGUGAUUGUCCUGAGGAAUGCAAGGAAGCUAUACCGUCGUUGAUAUAUGCUGCAGCAAGAAUUUCUGAUUUACCGGAAUUGCGUGAUCUUAGGACUGUGUUUACAGAAAAACAUGAGAAUUCUCUUGAACCAUACAUAAAUAAAGAGUUUGUUGAGAAAUUGAGAAGAGAUCCUCCUACAAGAGAAAUGAAGAUUAAGUUAUUAUAUGAUAUAGCUCAAGAAUUCUCUAUUAAGUGGAAUGCAAGGGGUCUCAAGAAAAUACUAUAUGAGAUAUCUGGCGGAGAAGAAUACAAAUAUGAAAGUGAUGAAUUCAAUACGUCAAAAGAAAAUGAAGCAAGACAACAAUAUAGUAGCGAUGAUGAAACAUCAAGCACAGACACUUCAUCAACACAUCAUCAUGGAAGAAAAUCUAGUUCAAGUUCAUUUGGAAGUGUUUCUGAAGAUGAUGAACAAAAAGUAGAAGAGGAAAUCAAGAAACCAAGAUCCCUUUUGCUAAUUCCACCUCCUUAUCAGAUCAAACAAAAAAUUAACAACAAUUCCAACAAAACAAUGGUUUCUGAAGUACUUGGAAAAAAUGUUGAUUCUAGUGAAAUGAAACAGACAACUUCUGUGGACACAACAUCGUCGUCAAAAGGAAAUGCAGAUGCAUGGCGUUUUCCUCCUGAUUAUGAUGAGUUCAUUGCUUGUUUUAAAGCUUUAACAGGAAGAUCAUAG